UGCAGCAGGACUUCAGACUCUUGUCCACGAUGAACAGAAGAACUCAGCAGGAAAUGGGCCGGAGGUUUUUUCUUCUGAUUGCAGUGUGUUGGCUCAUACUGUUAGCCAUCAUGGGUCUCCGUAUCUACUUGACCUCUGAACUUUCAGGAAACAAUGCCGAGCUGUACUCACGAAUCCAGGAGCUGGAGACACAGAAUGCAAACUUGACGAGGGACAACAAGAAUCUGGCGGACCAGUUGGGCAACCUGACACAAGCCUAUAAUGUCUCAGAGAGCAACAACAAAGACCUGUCUGCAGGAGUCCAGGAGCUGAACACACGAAACCAGGAGCUGGAGACUGAGAAGAAGAACUUGAAACAGCAAAUACAAGACAUGACAACAAACUGGAAUGAGCUCAACGUCAGUCGAGCUCAGUGGAGCAUCGAUUCCUACUGCUUAGGAAAUACCGAUAAAAAGUGUCAAGCUUGUCAGAAGGGCUGGAAUCUCACUCAACCCAGCUGCUAUGCGUAUAAUAACGCUCAGCCUCCUAAUCGAAAAACCUGGGAAGAAGCUCGAGAUGACUGCAAAGGAAUGAAUUCAGUUCUGGUUGUUGCUCAUGAUUCAGAGGAAAAGGUAAACCCAUUAAUAUGA
Molecule: messenger RNA, 629 nt
Organism: Trematomus bernacchii (emerald rockcod)
Lineage: Eukaryota; Metazoa; Chordata; Actinopteri; Perciformes; Nototheniidae
Product: C-type lectin domain family 12 member B-like
Exons: 4
Coding region: 30-629 (199 amino acids)
Source: RefSeq, a predicted model, not a curated record